Messenger RNA from Lampris incognitus (smalleye Pacific opah), 1031 nucleotides. It is a transcript of the gene pcsk1nl, whose product is annotated as proprotein convertase subtilisin/kexin type 1 inhibitor, like. The annotation marks the transcript as partial. Lineage: Eukaryota; Metazoa; Chordata; Actinopteri; Lampriformes; Lampridae. The record is from RefSeq and is a predicted model, not a curated record. Gene Ontology annotation, biological process: negative regulation of endopeptidase activity. Gene Ontology annotation, molecular function: endopeptidase inhibitor activity. The transcript has 4 exons.
UUAGAUGUGGGAGGAGCCAGACGUCUACGCAGGGAUCUCCAUGAUUUGCUGCCUUCUGAAGCUAAGAUGAUGUCCUACCCUGCUGGGCUAGGAGGCACGGACGAUGACCUGUACUACCAACCCGACCAGUGGAGGAGGAGAGACCUGGACCAAGUCAUGCAGCAAUUGCUGGAGAGUGACAGGAGGCGGGAACAAGAACAGGAAGAAGAAGAGGAGGCUGCCUACCUGGCCACCUUGCUCCACCUGCUAAGUGAAGCAGAGCACACACGAUUGGUCAGCCCAGGUGACGUGGAAGUAGAGGAGGAAGGGGAAGAGGAGCAGGGAACAGACGACUUCCAGGGGCCACCUCCCCAAGACUAUGAUGAGACAGGCAGGGUGAUGAUGGGAAAGCCGCCCGCCACCUGGUUGAGUCAGAUCAGUCAGCUUCUGAUGCAGAGGCUGGAGCCCCAGCUGGCCCAAGCCCUGUUGGAGCAAGCCAGGCAGGAGAGGCUGCAGCAGGUGGGAGCGCUGGCACAAAGAGCCGGAUCCGAGCUUUCCAGAGGAAUUGAUCAGGAGACCCUCAGGUACCUGGUUGCUAGGAUACUGUCCAGCAUCGGUCCUAACAACCUUCAGAUGAAUUAUCCCAGUCGGCGCUUAAGGAGGGACUUGUCAAUCUCUGCAGGAGUGGGAGAGACUAGCGCUGUGAGCUCCAUCCACCGAAGAACCCGCCGUUCCCUGGACAACACGUCAUCCCCGUUCCCUAGCAGCGAACCCCCCCUGCUGCGAGUGAAGAGGUUGGGACUGGAGGAGGAAGAGGGAGAGAGAUCCCUUCGACAGAGAAUGACUCAUGUUAACACCAUGGCAACCAGCCCGGCAGAGGAACUGAACAAUCGGAGUCAUGGGCGCCGGAGGAGAGCAGCGGUGAACUACGACCCCAGAGCGCUUGUUCACCAGAUCUUCCAAUACUUGCAGGAGUAGAGAGUGAGCAAGAGAGAAAAAGAGAAAGAAUGAGAGGGAAGACAGACAGAAAAGAGAGGGAGAAGUGUGACAAG